This is a messenger RNA of Archocentrus centrarchus (flier cichlid), 1091 nucleotides long. RefSeq names its product calcium and integrin binding family member 3 (gene cib3). Gene Ontology annotation, biological process: calcium ion homeostasis. The transcript is spliced from 6 exons. Gene Ontology annotation, molecular function: calcium ion binding; magnesium ion binding. The coding region runs from base 71 to 634 and encodes 187 amino acids. The record is from RefSeq and is a predicted model, not a curated record. NCBI's taxonomy places the organism in Eukaryota, Metazoa, Chordata, Actinopteri, Cichliformes, Cichlidae.
CCCACUUUAAAAAAAGCACUUCGCGUUUGAGCAGCGAUGGACCUGAGACUUAGCUUUUCCACGCUCAAACAUGGGGAAUAAACAAACCAUCUUCACGGCACAGCAGCUAGAUGCCUAUCAGGACUGUACAUAUUUUACAAGAAAGGAAAUUCUAAGACUCUUCUACCGCUAUCGGGAUUUGGCACCGCAGCUCGUUCCUCUUGACUACACCAACCACCCAGAUGUGAAGUUACCAUAUGAGCUGAUUGGCAGCAUGCCAGAGCUGAAGGACAACCCAUUUCGACAGAGGAUUGCUGAGGUUUUCUCUGAGGACGGAGAGGGAAACAUGACACUGGAUGACUUUUUGGACAUGUUUUCUGUCCUCAGCGAGAUGGCUCCACGGGACCUCAAGGCCUACUAUGCUUUCAAAAUUUAUGAUUUCAAUAACGACGACUUCAUCUGUAAGUCAGACCUGGAGAAGACACUGAACAAACUGACUCGUAACGAGCUGACGGAAGACGAGGUGAGGAUGGUGUGCGAGAAGGUGAUCGAUGAGGCUGACCUGGACAACGAUGGACGUCUGUCACUCGAAGAUUUUCAGCACAUGAUUGUCAGAGCUCCAGACUUCCUCAGCACCUUCCAUAUAAGGAUAUAACCAAAUGACGCAAUCUUCUACAUUUCUUACCUCCAGUAGCCCCAAAGGAUGGACUGAAAAUACUGCAGAAUGAAAUCCUGCCAUCUUGGCCAAAAACUAUUGCAUCUUUUAUUUAAAAAAAAAUGUAAUUACCAAAAACAUUUUUCUUUCAUUCUUUAAGAGUGACUCUUCUGUUAUUCCUCUGACUGCAGAUAUCAUCAGGUGGAGGCAUCAGCCAAUCCAUCAAGUCAAGGCUCAUUAGUUAUGAUUACCAACAGUGGAUUUGUGUCUUGUAUCAAAAGGUGUUCAGUUACACCGGACAAUAAAGAAAAUACACACCCGAAUAUUCCAGUGGGCCAAUAAUAGGAGAGCCAUUUGUCAUGAAAGCAGUCAGUGGGUAAACUGAUAGCUGCCUCUAAUAUCCAGCCAAUAAAACCACUCAAUCAAAACACACAAGUUGAGUUUUAUAGCCUUAUUU